Messenger RNA from Candidula unifasciata, 496 nucleotides. Lineage: Eukaryota; Metazoa; Mollusca; Gastropoda; Stylommatophora; Geomitridae. The record is from the annotation of a GenBank genome assembly.
ACGGACAAGCACUCGGACGGCAUUCAUAUUGGAAUCACUCCUGUAGACCAGAAGAAGGAUGUGCAGGACAUUAUGAGACGGAUCCCUAAAGGUUCUGAAGCCACUACUGUGUUGGUUGGUCAGGUGGAUUUCUUGAAGAAGCCAGCAAUGGCCUUUGUUCGCUUGGCCGAAGGGAGAAUGCUGGAAAAUUUGACAGAGGUGCCAUUACCUGUUAGAUUCAUAUUUAUCCUGCUGGGUCCCGAGAAAGGAGGCAUGGACUAUCACGAAGUUGGGCGGUCCUUGUCUACUCUCAUGUCCAAUCAGCAAUUUCACAGUGUGGCAUAUCGAGCUGAGACUCGGGAAGAUCUUCUGAGAGCCAUCAACAACUUUCUGGAUGAUUCCAUUGUGCUGCCCCCUGGUGACUGGGACCAUCGCACCUUGUUGCCCAUCACCCACAUGGCACGCAAGCGGGCACUGCUGCGCAAGCAGAAAAAACAGCAGUUGGAGGAGAAAGAAG